Messenger RNA from Menidia menidia (Atlantic silverside), 3438 nucleotides. The record is from the annotation of a GenBank genome assembly. NCBI's taxonomy places the organism in Eukaryota, Metazoa, Chordata, Actinopteri, Atheriniformes, Atherinopsidae.
GCCAGCCGUGCUUCCUUGUUUAUCUGCUUCCUCAGGUGCUACAUUCUACAUCUAUUUCGUAACUUCUUCAAACCGAAUGCAAUCUGCCCCGCGUGUAGCUGUUACGUUAUACUAGGCUACAACUAUUUCCAGGUGGUGUUAUAUUUUUUUUAUUAAAGCAGAGAUCACACACUUUGGAAUAUAUUUUAGUUUGUAAAUUUGGGUUAUUCUUCAUUCGCUCUUACCAUAGAACUCGAAGGUAAAUAGAGCCAACCUCUUGCGGGCCCACCGAGUAAGUUGUUCUUUUUUUUAGUGUCCCUCAUAAAUUGUCCUUAAUAUCUAAAAAAAAGAAAGAAAAAGCGGUCUGUUUCUCAAAGAAGUGUAGGAAAACACCAGUAGGUCCUUGGAAUAACAUGGACCUAGACAGUAAACGGUUGGUGGUGGUGGUACCGAAUGAAGUUUCAGUGGCCUCCCGCAAAGUGUUCAGCAGUGAGGAUGAAGCUUGGAAGAGCUACCUGGAGAACCCACUGACUGCUGCCACAAAGGCCAUGAUGAGCAUUAAUGGAGAUGAGGAUAGUGCAGCAGCACUGGGACUGCUGUAUGACUACUACAAGGUCCCUAGAGAGAGGAAGUGCUCCUCCAGCAGUGUCAAAACCUCAGACACCUCUGCUGUAGAAACCUCUGUAUCCAGUAACUACAGGAGUCUGGAUUUGGUAGAUCCCCAUUACCACACUCUGAGAUUGAUGCCUGUCAACCUUUCCCUAAACAAUGGCAACACAGGAGAACUUCAUGGCUCCAAGCAUGUAGCAGCAGGUCUUACAGCAGAUAACAGAAGAGGAGACACUAAAGAUGUAGUCAGUGGACCGCUUUCCCUGGUGAAAGCAGAGGGCCACACAUCCAUACCUAUUUCUUGUUCGGGUGGCUCUUACCAACAAGGACCUAGAGACCAGAUAAGGUUUGGUCAUGAGAACUGCUAUGAUUUGUCCCACGAUGGUUACCUGAAAGAUGAGCUAAGUAGCACCCCAGACAGCACGUAUGACGACACAGUGGAGGGAGAGAUGUUUCAGGGAAAUCCUGCCUCAGAAGGUGAUGCACUCCAGUCUGUCUUACCUGUGGACAGUUUCAAGUACAUUCUGGAUGCCAGCAUGUCGCUACGGCCACGGCAAGGAGAAGGACCUAUGGCUUACUUGAACCGGGGCCAAUUCUAUGCUUUGACGCUCUCUGAGUCUGGUUUGAAAUCAUCCCUUUGUCAGCCCAAAGGCAAAGUACACGUAAGUCGAGCAACACCAUCACAAGGACCUGUGGAGAACCCAUCCGGUGCCAUGGGAGGUUCUGAACUGCAGUGCAGCAGCGUUGUACAGAGUGUCAUAAUGGUUGUCUUUGGGGAAGACAAGUGCAGAGAUGAGCAGCUAAAAAAUUGGAAAUACUGGCACUCCCGCCAGCACACUGCCAAACAGAGGGUCCUGGAACUCGCUGACCACAAGGAGAGCUUCAGUACAAUCGGAAACGUGGAGGAAAUUGCCUAUAAUGCUGUAUCUUUUACCUGGGAUGUCAGCGAAGAAGCCAAGGUCUUUAUUUCUGUGAACUGUCUGAGCACAGACUUCUCAUCACAGAAAGGGGUGAAGGGCAUGCCUCUCCUUAUCCAGAUUGAUACCUACAGCUACAACAGUUGCAGCAGCAGACCCAUCAGCAGGGCCUUUUCUCAGAUCAAGGUCUUCUGUGACAAGGGUGCAGAGAGAAAGCUGCGUGAUGAGGAGAAGAAACUAUUAAGGAAAAGGACAAAAGGGAAAAUUGGCAUUGCAGGAUCAACCUCCCUCACCAAGAGGGCUGAAAGCACUCUGCUUAAAGGCAUAUUUGACCUGGACUCCCAGCCGGUUCUCUUCAUCCCUGAUGUCCACUUUGGGAACCUGCAAAGAGCGGGACAGGUGUUUGCGUUGAACACUGAGGAGGUAUUCAGAGACAGAGGUGUUCCGGUGAGGAGGCUGCCAUGUCAGGAAGAUAUCUCUCCACCCCAACAAAAGAAGUCCAAACUGGAGCUAGAUAGGAAAGUUCUGCUAUAUGUGAGGAAGGAGUGUGAUGAAGUGUUUGAUGCCCUAAUGCUACAUGCACCAACACUCAAAGCACUUAUAGAGGCUAUAUCAGAGAAAUACUCUCUGCCUGUUGGUAAGAUGGCCAAGGUUUACCAGAAAAGCAAAAAAGGAGUCCUUGUAAACAUGGAUGACAACAUCAUCCAGCACUACUCCAAUGAAGACACCUUUAUCCUUGCUAUGGACAGUUCAUCCGACUUCUUCCACAUAACUCUCUCAGAGAUUUGACCCAUACCAACUGCAUUACCGUAUGCAGCAGUCAUGACUUGACUCCUUGCCCAAACAGAGUGGAUGAUUGUUACAUGACGAUGUUACAUGAUGCAGUGGCAAGCCGUGUACAAAAAUAACCAAAACAAAAAACCCCAACAAAGACAUAAUAAAUGCAAACAAUUUAACAAUUAAAAAGUGACCACCAGGCAUCAUUAUCUGAAGGCUUUGCACAUGUUUGUCUCAUUACGUUUUGCAGCACUCCAUCGGAUACUGGCUAAAUUCCUCCCAGCAGGGAAAAAGAAAUCUGCGUCAUCUGAUAAAAAAUUAUGUUGAACAGACAACUUGCUUUAGGUGGAAUUUUUGCCUUUGGAAAGAUUGAAAUCCAAGGAUUUUGGUGUUGAGUUGAAAACGCGUGUUAAUGUCUUCUGACCCUUACCUAACAACUUUCCUAACAUUUUGUUUGAAUCCAUCUUCUACUAGUACAAGUGUUAUCAAUAUCAACAUAAAGCUUGAUCUAAUUCAGUAGAAGAAAACAAAGCUCCUGUCGUUCUUUCCAUUGUCUCUACUGGUAGUAGAUGUAAAUGAUUUGAUUGCAUGCAUUAAAAACUCUUGUUUCACAUGUCUGCAAAACAAAUUUUGCUCCUAAACAAAUCAACAAUUAGUGUGGUUCUUUGUUUUGAUGUGUUUGUAAGUAUUUGUUGAUGCUUCUGGAAAGUUGCUCUGGUUACUUAAUAUGUGUAAAAGAUAAUGUGUUCAAGCCUUUAUUAGUGUGUUUCUUUUAAUGAUUUUUUUUCCUUUUUAACAUACCAAAGUUUCCAAAUUUUACCAGUGAAUAAAUGCUUAUCUAAGGUUUUAAUAAACAUUGUUGCCUCGGAAUCUAAGAUGACAUGAUUUACUAGUAUUGUGCCCAGAUUGUUUUUCCACUGGAAAGAAAGACUGUAAUCUUUAGUAUUUAUGACAUUAGUAGAGUGCUCAAAAGUUUCAUAUGUAUGAACACAUUUCUGUGGCAGUAACAAAGCGUUCAAUAGAAGAAUACAUUGUUCCACCUCCAUGUUUGUGUUUAUGCCCAAUUCACCAGCAGCUUCUGUAUCCUUUAUGUUUUAUACACCAUAAUGCACAGUGCUUUAAUUUAGCCAAUAAAUAUAGUUUUCUAUUAAGGCAA